Molecule: messenger RNA, 1021 nt
Organism: Prionailurus viverrinus (fishing cat)
Lineage: Eukaryota; Metazoa; Chordata; Mammalia; Carnivora; Felidae
Gene: MED10
Product: mediator complex subunit 10
Exons: 4
Coding region: 67-474 (135 amino acids)
Biological process (GO): positive regulation of transcription by RNA polymerase II
Cellular component (GO): mediator complex; chromatin
Molecular function (GO): transcription coregulator activity
Source: RefSeq, a predicted model, not a curated record
GGGCUCGGGCGGAAGCGGGAAGCGGCGGAGCAGGACCACGCGCGGGGCGGUGUUUGUUGUGGGGCCAUGGCGGAGAAGUUCGACCACCUCGAGGAGCACCUGGAGAAGUUCGUGGAGAACAUCCGGCAGCUCGGCAUCAUCGUCAGCGACUUCCAGCCCAGCAGCCAGGCCGGGCUCAACCAGAAGCUGAAUUUUAUCGUUACUGGCUUACAGGAUAUUGAUAAGUGCAGGCAGCAGCUUCAUGACAUUACUGUGCCUUUAGAAGUUUUUGAAUACAUAGAUCAAGGCCGAAACCCCCAACUCUACACCAAAGAGUGCCUGGAGAGGGCCCUGGCCAGGAAUGAACAGGUGAAAGGCAAGAUCGACACCAUGAAGAAAUUUAAAAGCCUGUUGAUUCAAGAACUUUCUAAAGUAUUCCCUGAAGACAUGGCUAAAUAUCGAAGCAUCCGAGGGGAGGACCACCCCCCUUCCUAACUUCACCGUCCUGCUUUCUGAAGACCCUCCUGGUCUUGUGUGAGUCGCUGUGACCUUCAGGCAGGCUGGGACUGACCGCGGCACCAGUGCGGCUUUCCCGGGCCCGUCCUCCAGCCACCCUGUCCUCGUCCUUGGCCCUGGGGGACGGUGGGGCCCGGAGGGCUGGCAGAGCUGUGCCCCCGGCUGCCCCUCUGUCCCCGAUGUGCGUCUGUUCGGUCCCUGAGCUUUCAAAUGGCUGGGGAUCGCACGUCUUUGAGUGCGAUGCAUUUAAUUGUCCACAGCAGAGUAGUCUCGGGAAUAUUCGCUAUAAUAGUUAAAUUAAGUUUUUAAAAAUCCACCUAAUGGUUUUCUUUUUAUGUGCUGUUUCUUUUCCAUUUUACCAUGGUUUCACACCUUAAAACGAAGAAAAAUUGCUUUUAUUUGAGCAAUACUUUGAGUUGGUUUUGUGUUUUAUAUUUUCAGUUAUGGUGCAUAAAGAAUGUGUUCAGUGUAACCGUACAUGGAUUUCGAUUAGACGUAAGCACAUAAUAAAGCCUUUAAGUAUUUA